CGGUCAGCCUCCUGCUUUCCUGCUGACAAGAAGCACAUGACCAGGCGUGUUUACACCUGCAAACACGUACUCGUUACGCACACCGUGACGGUCCCGCUGCCUGUCUGUCAAGCCAAGACAAAGAUUUGACCUUGUGUCAGGACGCGAUUCGCUUUGGGGACGCUCUCUCGCUCCAGGGAGCCUCUGCUCGUCUGUCCCCAGCAGAAAGUGUCCAGCUUCGCUCACUGGUUUCAGGAAGCCUGUCUUCUUGACGGCUACCAUGGAUGACACAGACGUAGAACAGGUGACACUGGCUCUGCUAGAUGCAGCCAAUGAUAAGGACUCUGAGGUCCAGGAUCAGGUCAGAAAGUCUAUGUUGACUCUGGGAAAACAGCAGCCAGACCGAGUGCUGGCCAUGUGCCAGGACUACCUCCUGAAGCAUCCCAAGCUGGUAGUGAGUCACAGAGUCGUGGUUCUUCAGACCAUUGAGCUGAUUGUUGGCUGCAGGAUAGAGGAGAUCAGUGCUCCCCGAAUAAAAAGCAUCAUCUCCCUCGCUUCAGAGGAAAUGACCAGGUCCAAGGAUGUCGUUCCUGACUGGCAGCAGGCGGCCAGUAACAUCUUGGUUGCCGUGGGGAACAAACACAUCAACGACAUCAUGGAGGAGAUACUGAGCAAGUUCCAGCCAGGGGUCCUACCUCACUUCUUCGUGGUUCAAACACUGGCCAACCUCUCUGACUCAAACGUUUAUGGGAUGGUGCCAUUCCUGAAUGCCAUCUUGGGAACCAUGUUGCCAAUGCUGGCCAUGGCCAAACAGGACAACAUGAAGUGGGUAUUUUCAUCCGCGCUGUGUCAUUUCAGUGACAGCAUCCUGGAGUACCUGGCCAACCUGGACAAAGCUCCAGAUCCCACAGUCAGAAAAGACACAUUCUCCGGUGAAAUCUACGCAGCUUUUGACAUUCUCUUCAAUAACUGGUUACAAAGCAGGGAGCCCAAGCUGAGGCUGACAGUGGGUGAGGCGGUGGGCUCCAUGUGUCACCUGAUGGCCAGUGACAAACUGGAGGAGCAGCUGCCCAGAAUCAUCCCCACCAUCGUGUCCCUGUACAAGAAAAACACCGAGCACUACGUCAUCAGUAAGAGCUUGUGCCAAGUCCUGGAAGCGUCGGUCAACAUGGGCAGCAGAGUCCUGGAGACGCAGCUGGACGGGCUCCUCUUGACUCUGCAUCAGCAGGUUUCUGCUCCUGUCGAUUACAGCGACCCUCCUACUGUCAAGAACCACAACGAAGUCUUGCGUUGCUUCAGCUUGCUCGCCAACUCUUUUCCCGACCGGCUGGUCAUGUACGUUCUGCAGAGGUUGGAGAAUAGCAACGAGCGCAGCAGGAUGGGCUCCCUGGCUGUGCUUCGUCACCUCAUAAACUCCUCCUCUUCUACAAUGGAGAGCAAAAAGCUUCUGAUUCUGGCCAGCAUUAGACAGCCGAUGGCAGACCACAGCAACAAGGUGAAGAAGCGUGUGGUCCAGGUGAUCAGCGCCAUGGCCCAUCAUGGUUACCUGGAAUUAGAGGGAGGGGAAUUACUGGUCCGAUUCAUAGUUCAAAACUGUGCUCUGCACGACACAUACCAGUCCCACCAAAGAGCAACCAGCGAUCCAGAGGAGGUGACCAAUGAGGCACUAAGGACGAUGUGUGACAGCACCCUCCAUCUCCUCACCACCACCGUCGGCCGCCUCGCUGACGUGCUUUGGCCCAAGCUGCUGUACUACCUGACGCCUUCACAGUUCAGCAAUGCCACGACUCCCCUCUGCAAGAGUCUCAUCGUGUUGGGGAACAAGAAAAAAAGCAACCAGGAGCCCAGCUUCAAGAUUGAUUUUACACAGGAGGUUAAUCUCCCAUCUCCUCAAACUCUAAUGAUCAGACUGCUGGUCAACGCAGCGUUUCCUUUUAAUAGCAGAGGCCAUGGACCGCCGUCGCUCUCGCUCCUACAGAUCCUCAGCAUCAACAUUCACCCCAAAACGGAAACGGUCUGGGAGAAGGAAAUUCCUCCUCUGCUUUCGCUGCUAGAGGUAUCAGAGUCAACAGCAGAGAGUCUGGAUAAGAAGAAGUGGGAUGAGAAGCUACUUGAGCUCUUGUCUCAAACCCUGACGUCGAUUGAAGAUGACAAGUGGGUUUGUCAGUUUGCUGCUGAAGCAACAAGAUACCUCUCGACAUACAACAACGCCCUGGAGGAGAAGAGCUUCCUGUACCGAUGCAUCGGAGUGACUCUCCAGCAGUGUUUCAAUAAGGAGGUUGUGAAGAAGCAGCUACAGGAAGUCCUCCUCGCAGCGCGACACAAUGACGCAAUUGAAAGAGAGGGGGUGGCGAUGGGCGUCGGUCUGUGUGCCAACAGCCAUUUAGAGGGAACAUUGGCCAAGCUUGAUGAGUUUGGCAAAUCGGACGCUUUCAAAAAGUCGCCGAGCAUCUUCAACCUGCUCAAAGAGCGUAAUGAAGUUGAGGUGGAGAAGGUGAAGAGCACAUUAAUCCUGUGCUACGGCCACGUGGCGCUGAACGCGCCUCCGGAGAAGAUUCUCAGCCGCAUCGAUCAGGACAUCUUACGCUGCAUCAGUAAACACUUCAACACCAAGGUUCUUGGGAUUAAAGUAGAGACAAAGGACCUGACUAUGAAGCUCAGUUUGAUCCAGAGCGUUGGGCUCAUAGCCAAAGCCAUCAGCAGAUGUGUGAAGAAACAAGGCUACAUCUUCUCCCGCAAGCAGGAGCUCAUCACCGUCAUGCUGGAUUUUAUGAAGUCAGAGCCGUCUGACUCGUUAAAGACUCCAGUACGCCCCCUGGUGAUGACAACCUGUGCCAACCUCAUGUCCCUGGACCCUCCGCUAAGUGAGAACGAGAGCUUUGACUUGCUCAAGGUGUGUGUAAACGGCGUGCUCUCCCUGCCGCCCGACACACACACUCCAGAGAAAACUAAAGACGAGGAGAUCCUCGACCCCAAGCAGAGAAAGGUUUUGUACAGAGACACACUGGCUGCUUUGCAGGAGCUUCUGAGGAGCAUACUGGCCAGGGAUCCCAGUCCGGACGGCUUGCAGGGAAUCUUUAAGCACAUUGAGUCGUGGCUGGGCUCUGUACACGACCAUGAGAGGGAGAGGGCCAUUACAGCCACCUCUAACCUGCUGACUUACUACCUGGAGAGCCUGACCGUCAAGUGCAUGGUGUCUUUCCACAACCUGGGAGCUCUGCUGGGCCGGCUGUCUCCCCGCUGCUCUGACCCUCUGCCGGCUGUACGCGCCGCGGCUGUCGACUGCCUUUACACGCUGCUUUCUAUACAGCUGCGAUACGAAGGAUUCUCCUUGGACUAUAGAGAUGAAGGCGUUGAAGGUCUGCUGCCUCUGAAAGAAGCUCUGGAGAACCCGGACCAUUCAGUGCUUUACAAGACCUGUUCAGAUCUCACUAAGGUGAUGAGUAAGCGUCUGCCUCAGCAGCAGCUGACGACGCUGGUCUUCAUGUUGUUUGAAGGGCUGGUCGACAGUCAGGCCAACUGCUGCAGAGCUUCGUCCGUCAUCUUGAACACUCUGCUGAAAAACCGGGGAGCCGGAUUACAAGAGCUGGUCCCAGAAAUGUUGGAGGUUCUGCAUGUGCGUCUCCAAAGCAUUACAGAGGAGCAGGUGAGAGUAGCAGUGGGACAGACUGUACUGAUCCUGGCUUCUCAGCAUCUGCAGACUGUUAUCAACACUCUAGUUAACCAACCUCUUCCAUAUGACAGCUGGACCAGCGAGAUGUGGAUGGCGAUGGGAGCAGAUCCCAUCGUAGCCAAUCAGAUCAUGGAGAUGGUGAUGGAGAAGCUUGUCAUCACAGCACCCUACGUUGACAAGAAGGAGUCGAUGAUGAGGGGAGGCAUGACUAAAGUGGCCACCAAUCAGCCACUGGCAAUGACGUGCGGCCUAAAGGAGCUGCUGUUGAACGGUCAGGCUCAGGAGCCAGCGGUCAGCCUGUUCCCGCAGCUCUUCUCCUGCCUCACCGUCAGACUGGGAGCGAGCGUCGGAGUCAUGCCACCCAAAGACAACAACCACAAGCACUCUGGCUCCCUGCAUGUAGCGGGGGUUGCAGCCGAGGCUCUGAGGAUCCUGUUGGCCCGAGCUCAGCUGGACGAGGUGAUGAAACGACUCGAUGAAGACGAUGCCUGGGAUGCAAUGAAGGAGCUGAAUACACACGUUACCGGGGUAACACUACUAGCAAGAGCAAUGGCGAAGCAUGCUGGUCCCAGGCUGCCUGCAAUCGUAGAGAGUCUCUGUCCGUCCCUCAACAACAUCUACGAAUGCCAGAGGAUUACCGUCACUGCUUUCUUUUCCGAGCUGCUGAACCAUCACGUGGCGACUGAGCUGAUGCUGAUAGACGUCCUGAUGAACAACAUGAUGGAGAGGAUUUCGGAUCCCUGCUGCACCGUUCGCAUGCUGGCUGUGCGAGGACUCGGCAACAUAGCAGUGGGAUCGCCAGAAAAGGUGAAUAAAUACGCCAAGGAGCUGCUUGCAGCCAUGAGCUCAGGAAUGGAGGAGAAAGACGAUCCAGGUAAACUGAUCACCCUGGAGGCCAUGUCCGGUCUGUCUAAAGUUCUUCUUCACCUGGACAAGAACAACGUCCACUUACUGGUGGUCUACAUCUUCAUGAAGAUUAGACCCUUCUUAGAAAGUGACAACGACGACAUCCGUUGCGCUUCCAUCCUCCUAAUGGGCAACCUGUCCAAGUUCGGCUCGGGAGAGCAGGUUUUCAAAGACCAGAUCCACAAUGUCCUGGUCAGCUUGCUGUUGCACCUGGUGGACCCAAACGCUCAAGUGGUGAAGGCGUGUAAAUAUGCGAUGCGAGUGUGUGCUCCUGUCGUCGGGUCGGAGCAGAUCACAGCCAUGUUUCAGAACCACCUGCACGAGGACAAGAGCUUGCACUACGGAGAGUUCAUCAACGAUCUCACAAAGUACCUGAUUCAGGACUUUCCCGGCAUGCUGAACUUCUACCACAUCUCCGUCAUCCAGUUCUUCAAGAGCAACUGGGCUGAAGUCAGAGCUGCAGCGGCCAUGUUUAUAGGGUUCCUCCUGGGGAACAUUCAGCAGGAGCACCUCUCUCACCUCAACAUGGGCACCAUCUCCAAAGGUUUAGUGGUGCUGCUGCAGGAUCCGGAUCCUGUGGUGAGGGCAAAGGCAGCUGAAGCUAUGGGACACUUCCACUGACACCUGGACAAGCAGCUGUGGAAAAGACCGAGAGGUUUAAAAAAAAAAAAAAGUCUGCAGUGGUCAACUAGAUCUGAGUAAUACAUUCAAUAAAAAAACCAAAAUUCAGGAAAUAAAAAAAAUGUUAGUUUACAAAGCAACCUGCACGCCGUAAAAUGUGUAGCCUUCAUAUAAAGCGAUCCUUAUAACUUGAUCUCGACAUCUAUUGAAACCAAACUGGAACAAGACAGAAGAGAACAAAUAACCAGUCUUAUUUAUAUGAUCAUAUCAACCUAUGAAGAGAGAAAACUCACUGUCAUAAAAAACAAAAAAAAAAAUGCACAUUCAGUUAAGAAUCAGCAGUUUCUUUUGUUUCAUUCCGAUACUUGAAAGACGUGAUGUAUAAAAUGUAUUUUAGCGACCAACAACUGUGUCUAUAGUGUUUACUGUUCAGUGUGGUAAUACCAGAAAUGCAUUGUGUUCCUAACACUGAAAUAUACAAUAUGAAGUUAUUCCAAAGGUGAAUGUGUUCAAAAAUGAAUAUUUUAUGUAGUAUCUUUCAAUAUUACAUCGUCAUGCAAGUGGUAUUUGUUUGCAGAUGAUACUUUAGCAUCAGUUUGGCUUGUAGCUUAUCGUUGUCAUCACAUCGUCGCUCUGCAGAAGUACAACAGAUGGACGAUUCAGAAUUAAAUUAGUUUAUUGCAGUUCUGCUCAGUGGUUCAUUUUCAGUAGCUAUUAUAUAAUCCAGCAAUAAGUAAACAGCAGCUAAUCAAUGGCUGCUUUUUUGAUAACUAGCAUGUUUUUGCUUCUUAUACAUUAUAUAUACAAUGGGUUUGUUUAGAACAGACAUGUCGGGCCAGCAAGAUGUUGAACUCUUUUAGUUUCAUGCCCUCUGGUUUAUUAAUGCCACACAGCAUUAAUACAUGUUUUUAAAUGCUACAUCUGAAAGUCCUGUGGGACAUCUUGGGUGUGUUUCCCAGAAUCAGCCUCAUCAGUCUGGAUUAUUCUGUUUCAAUCCACACUGCCACUUUCCUGCGUACAUUUCUUGGAAUCGGCUCACAAACAAUUCCCAGCAAUCUGCGCAACUCAUAAGCACACUCGGUCAUAUUUUUAGAUCAUUACAUCUGAGCCAGUUAAAACAAAUUAUUAGCAACUCUUAGCUAACCGCUUGGUGAGGCAGAAUAUCCCAGCAUAGCCAUACUCUCACCUGUGCCAAAUGUCUGUUAUUUCUUAUUACAUUAAAACUGUAGAAAUAAUCAAAAUAACUUCCAAUUUUUAGUUUUCUCUCAUUUAAGACACUUUUUCCUUCCCGGUAGUAAAUGAAUUAGUGUUAGAAUGGAGAGGAGUACAUUGUUUGUUGUAAAGUAUACCUCUGAAUUAUCUGUUGCACUUUGACCUCUGGCAUGCAGUCCCUGAUCUCAGAGCUUCCUGGCAAGCUGCCGUUAAAUCCCAUUGGUUACAAGUUAGAUGAGCAGCUGCUGCUUUCAUUGUUUCUACCUGCUCUUGGUGAUUUCUCUGUGGUGAAACCUGAAGGACAUUUUAGUCUAUUUCCGUUUGUUUGUUUGCCACACCACCAACUUGUCACAAUGACAAGCCAAAUGUUGAUUUGAAUGUUGCAUCUCAAAUUUUCAAAUUUUCUCCAAACCGGGGCUCAUGUCUUAGUACUUUUAACACUAGGGUUUAAGAUCAAUUGUACUUUUGUGUUUUUUUUUUGUUUUUUUUUAACAUGUUGAAUGUUUAGUGAGGUGUAUCUCUAACGAUGAUACUAUUUCAAAUAAAUAAAUAUGCUGAUGUGUGGAUGUCUAUUUUCUUGUGCUACAGAAGAGCGAGAUGACAAUGUCAUUUAUUGUGUUGAAAAUAAAGGAGCUAAAAGAU
This is a messenger RNA of Poecilia latipinna (sailfin molly), 7033 nucleotides long. RefSeq names its product maestro heat-like repeat family member 1 (gene mroh1). The transcript is spliced from 45 exons. The record is from RefSeq and is a predicted model, not a curated record. Gene Ontology annotation, cellular component: cytoplasm. The coding region runs from base 260 to 5179 and encodes 1639 amino acids. NCBI's taxonomy places the organism in Eukaryota, Metazoa, Chordata, Actinopteri, Cyprinodontiformes, Poeciliidae.